Cucurbita pepo subsp. pepo (vegetable marrow) is the source of this 946-nucleotide messenger RNA. The record is from RefSeq and is a predicted model, not a curated record. Lineage: Eukaryota; Viridiplantae; Streptophyta; Magnoliopsida; Cucurbitales; Cucurbitaceae.
CUCAUCGCUCAAGAAAACCGCUUCUUCGAUAUUUCUGCAACUUCACUCAGUCCGAUCGGCUUUCCGUCGCUUCACCGAUAAUGGCCGCCGCUGCUCCUCCGCCGGCUCCGACUCCAACGCCAACGCCGCCCAACACAGUUCCGGCGGGUUCUACUCCAAUCGGUCACCCUCUGUUCUCACGAGUUCGUCUUGCUACCCCUUCCGACGUCCCUCACAUUCACAAACUCAUCCACCAAAUGGCCGUCUUCGAACGCUUAACCCAUCUCUUCUCCGCCACCGAAUCUGCUCUCUCCGCCAAUCUCUUCUCCGAUCCGCCGUUCCGAUCGUUCACCAUUUUCAUCCUCGAAGUUUCCCCUAAACCCUUCCCCGAAAACUCCCCUCAUAACGCUAACCCUAACUACACCCCCGUCGUUCACAUCAUCAAUUCUGAUCUCCCUGUGGAAGAUCCAGAACGGGAGAUUUUCAAAUCGGAAGAUGAAAACAUCGCGGUUGCUGGAUUUGUUCUAUUUUUCCCCAAUUUCUCAUCCUUCUUGGCGAAGCCAGGUUUCUAUAUAGAGGAUAUCUUCGUGAGAGAGUGCUACCGGAGGAAGGGUUUGGGGAAAAUAUUGCUGUCGGCGGUGGCGAAACAGGCGGUGAAAAUGGAUUACGGGAGAGUGGAGUGGGUGGUGCUUGAUUGGAACACAAACGCAAUCCAAUUUUACGAGGAAAUGGGUGCGCAAAUCUUGCCGGAGUGGAGAAUCUGUCGACUCACCGGCGAUGCGCUUCAGGUUUAUGGAAAUACUAACUGAAACUAAUGGAGUUUUCACUAUUUCUUUACGCGUUUUGUAGCUUUUUCAUUUCACUUGAAGAAUCUGGAGAGAAUUGCUUAUGCAAUUCCCAUUAGAGUGUCGUCUUAUCAGUGUAUGGUUUUUAAGUUAAUGUUAAUCUCUGAAGUUUUUGAUCAUGA